Mitosporidium daphniae is the source of this 504-nucleotide messenger RNA. Its product is annotated as mitochondrial dimethyladenosine transferase 1. NCBI's taxonomy places the organism in Eukaryota, Fungi, Microsporidia. Gene Ontology annotation, biological process: rRNA methylation. Bases 1 to 504 code for a protein of 167 amino acids. The record is from RefSeq and is a predicted model, not a curated record. Gene Ontology annotation, molecular function: rRNA (adenine-N6,N6-)-dimethyltransferase activity. The transcript is spliced from 2 exons.
AUGGAAGCAUUUUCUUGUGUACUAAAAUCUCGAGAAUUUCCUAUAACAAAGUUCCAAAUAAUUGCAAAUCUGCCGUUUUCUAUCGCGACACCGCUAUUGGUGAAGUGGCUCCAAUGGAUGGCCUUUGGUACGUAUCCCUUUGCAUCUGCUUCAUCUUCAAUGGAGAUGGUUUUGGUUGUCCAAAAGGAGGUUGCCGAUGUCGAUGCCGCUGUAAUUAAAUUUUCUCAGAAAGAUACUCGUGCUUUAGAAAUCCCUGUACUGUAUUUAUCACGGUUCUCGACAACGAUUUUUGGGCAGAAACGGAAGAUCCUUCGAUCUGUUCUGGAGUACCGAUUGCCAUUUUUACGCUGUAGGCAAGCGUUUUGUAAAGAAUUGAUCAGGCAGGCUUAUGACCAUUGCUCCAUUGCUUCGGAAUUGAGGCCUCAGCAACUGUCGGUGGACCAAGUGAUUCAAUUAUCAACUUUUAUUUAUAACAACAAAUCGCAGUUUAAUAAUAAACUCUAA